GUCGAAGGAAACGACGCGCACUGACCCGUCAAAGGCGGUCCGGCGAAGAGACGGCCAUCGUGUUCGAUUGCCAUGAUUGCGCCGGCCAAUGCGCGAUGGAUUGAUGCUGAGCUAAAGCCUCGCUUCGCCCCUGGGCCUGAGAUCUGCGUGCACACCAGGCGAUACUAUACACGGUCCGUGAUAGUAUAAACACACGGUUUCAAGUUUCCUCGUCUCUCCGACUCGCGUCGGUUCUCCACUCCUUUCAUUCUGCUGUGCUGAGGUCACCUUCCGAUGAGCUUCAUUAACGUCGACGAUGGCGACCUUCGUAUCCAGUACUCCGGCAACUGGCAGACGAUGGUGUUUGACGCGGCCUACAAUAGCACCCUGCACUACACAACGGAGGAAGGUGCCACAGCUACGUUGGUAUUCACAGGAACCCAGGCUGGACUUAUAGGCUGCGGGGGGCUCACGGACAAAUGGGGAUGGCCGUCGGAGUCGUACGUCGUCGACGGGAAGACCUUGGAAAUCCAAAGGGACUUGACGGCGGACCCAACAACCAUGUUCUUCAAUGUCCAGCUCUUUGAUUCGCUCGCACUUGACCCUGGGGAACACACACUCGUAGUCACAAACCUAAACGGGACGUCGCCCAACACGUUCUUUCUGGACAACUUCUGGUUCGUUCCGUUGGAUAACGGUAGCAAUGGGGGUGCAAGUGCCAGUCCAAGUGCAAGUGCCAGUGCCAGUGCAAGUGUACAAUCCUCUGACUCUUCGCUAACGACGCCGCAUCAUACUCCUACAUCAGUUCCAGCCACUUCCGCAAGUGCCAGUGCGCAGUCCUCCAACUCGGGAACGAUUUCGUCAACUUCCUCAACGAGCUCUUCAAGCUCGGGGGCGACGCUGUCCCUUACUUCCACAUCGUCCCCAGCCGCGUCGACAAGUGCAUCCGCCGCAAUUGUGGGUUCCACCUCUAGCCGUCCGCAAAACCUCGCAGCCAUCGUGGGCGGGGCGGUAGGCGGGGCGGUAGCAGCUUUGCUCCUGGUGGCGCUGGCCCUCUACUACCUCAUCAGUCGCAGGUUAUCUCGGGCUUCGCGGGAGCAUCCUGAAGCCGGGACCAAAGAAGGCACCUUCACGACGCUGAGCCCUGGAGGACACGUUCCUAGUUUGUCGAUGCGCGAAGCACCAGCCUCCAGUCUCGCUUCUGAACCCUUGCUCGCCUCUCGAGAGGGAUAUACGGGCUCCCCAUCCGAUUCUGUUGGCGCGUCGUCACCACCUUUAACUCCAGGGCACGAAUACGCCCUGUCGCCCAGUCCUCUCCUCACAUCGGGGACCGUCUCAUCAGCGCCGUACGGGUCUUCUGGUGUGGUCUCGAAUGCCCAGCCCACGUCUUUCCCGUCGGGUUAUCGGGAUGCUGUCGCUGGUGCAACGGACGACCGAUCGGUUCUGUCGGACAAGCUGGACUCCGACGCCUCCCCUCCUCCGUAUUCCCAGUAGCUGAUUUACCGGUGCACUUGAUGCCGACUGUAGGAUUUGUGGUAGACCUAUACUAGUGGGAAUAUGUCGACGCCAAACCACCACCAAAUUCCGCGAGACUCGGACAGAGACCGAUGAGGUUUGUAGUCUGACACGCAAAGAACAGUACCACGCGCGAUGACCAAUCGCGGGCGAUCCGGCGAAGAGGCGGCCAUCGUGCAAAUCCAGACCGAGGACUUGCCUGCAAUAAUACCGUGGCCGUGAUCGCGCCGCGCCGGCCCAUGUGCGAUUUAUUGAUGCGAGGGCCUGCGAGGGCUCAUUUUAAAACAUUGGCUGCGACGUACGCGCAUUGAGCAGUGCGGUAUAUAAACACGCGGUAUGUGCAAACUGCCCUCGGC
This is a messenger RNA of Trametes versicolor FP-101664 SS1, 1850 nucleotides long. RefSeq lists its product as uncharacterized. The coding region runs from base 274 to 1473 and encodes 399 amino acids. The transcript has 6 exons. NCBI's taxonomy places the organism in Eukaryota, Fungi, Basidiomycota, Agaricomycetes, Polyporales, Polyporaceae. The record is from RefSeq and is a predicted model, not a curated record.